GAAACGAAGUCCACAUAUUUCGCGGUUUGCUGUUUUAUCUCUUUCCCAUACGAAAAGUCGAACUGAAAGAAAUGGCUUCGCUCGGUUUCAACCUCGGAUUCUCCUUCUCCGGUGUGAAGAAUAGACAAGUUUCCGUGAAUGGAAGAGCUCGCGUUAUCUCCUGUUGUUCCUCUUCUUCUUCAGAAGCAUCUCAGCAGGGGAUUUCUACCACGAAGCCUCCUCCUGAGAUAGAGCUCGAGUUCUUCGGUCCGAAGCCUGGGAGCGACGGGACGUAUCCGAGGGAUAAAGCGAAAGCUGUGAGCGGAGAGAAGCUUCUGAGAAGCAUCAUGCAGGAUAGCAAGAUCGAGCUUUACGCUACUUACGGGAAAGUGAUGAACUGUGGAGGUGGAGGAAGCUGUGGAACUUGCAUUGUUGAGAUUCUUGAUGGCAGAGAACUUCUGAACCAGAGAACAGAUACAGAAAACAAGUAUCUGAAAAAGGUUAGAUAUGGAAUCUUGGAGGCUCGCGUGCCAAACAAUAGUAGGGAACAAAGAAAACUCAGGAAAGGUUGUGGUUCAGCGGAUUCCGCAAUGGAAGAAGUGAAUUCCCUUGUAAGUGUAAUGUUUCUCAAUUCGUUUAUGUAUGUCCCCAUACUAGUUUUCUGUUUGUAUAUCUCCAAAAACUGUUCCUUGUAGAUGGCAAUAGUCAUAUACAUAUGAUAAAGUCUCGGUGGGUUUUACGCGUUUGGAAAUUAAAUAUAACAAAUGGUUACUUAG
Molecule: messenger RNA, 755 nt
Organism: Brassica oleracea var. oleracea
Lineage: Eukaryota; Viridiplantae; Streptophyta; Magnoliopsida; Brassicales; Brassicaceae
Product: photosynthetic NDH subunit of subcomplex B 3, chloroplastic
Exons: 6
Coding region: 72-674 (200 amino acids)
Biological process (GO): P450-containing electron transport chain
Cellular component (GO): mitochondrion
Molecular function (GO): 2 iron, 2 sulfur cluster binding
Source: RefSeq, a predicted model, not a curated record